AUGAACCGUCCCGCUUUGCAGCUGCAGGAUCUCCAGGUCCUGCAGAAGCAGCAUGUCCAGCAGAUGCAAGAGGGGUUGCAACAGCAGCAGCAGCGGCGGCGGCAACAGCAGGAGGACGGCGGGCUUCCUCGUGGAGGAGCGGAGCCGACUCCCGGCCACGGCGGCGAGCGCGGGCUUCGAGACUUCAACUACAACGGACGAGUCCGCAACAGCGAUCGAACCAGCGACAGAGCCAGCUCGGGCGUCCUUGGCCAGCACCACCCUCACCGCAGCUCGUUCUCCAUCUACUCGAACUAUUCAUCUUAUUCAUCCUCAUCAGACGGAGCAGGUGGUGGCCGGGACCGAGAAGGAGGAGGAGCAGGAGAACGAGCAGGAGGCGUCGGUGGUAGCGGUGGUGUUGGCGGUGGCGGUGACAGCAGAGGCGUCGGACGGGGGAUACCACCACCAAGGCCGCCACGGUCGCCGCCGCCACCCUUGCCACCACCACCGUUCCCGCAUAUCGAACAACCGCGGCGGCAGCCCGAUAUGGAAGUGCCGCCGGCGCCCGGCACCGCGGACACGGUGAACACGGCCGGCACUGAGGCCACGGCCGUCGCCGGCACCGAAUCGGUGCGGCAAGUGCGGCAGCCGCCGCCGACGUACGGUAUGCAGCCUCAGGACCCUUACAACCGCGUGCGGUUCGCCGACGAGGAGCGCCGUCGUCGUCAUCGUCAGGAGGAGGCGAGCAGGGCGCGCUCUCCGCAGGAGAUCGACAUGGCGCAGAUCACGGGCGGACGAAGCAUGCGUGCCCUUUCCGUGUUUGCGUGCUGUGCGUUCUUUUGGUAUCGGUGUCUGAUGGACGAGGACUUCUGA
Molecule: messenger RNA, 852 nt
Organism: Colletotrichum higginsianum IMI 349063
Lineage: Eukaryota; Fungi; Ascomycota; Sordariomycetes; Glomerellales; Glomerellaceae
Exons: 1
Coding region: 1-852 (283 amino acids)
Source: RefSeq, a predicted model, not a curated record